Gossypium raimondii (Peruvian cotton) is the source of this 1574-nucleotide messenger RNA. Its product is annotated as UDP-rhamnose/UDP-galactose transporter 4. The transcript has 6 exons. The coding region runs from base 283 to 1284 and encodes 333 amino acids. NCBI's taxonomy places the organism in Eukaryota, Viridiplantae, Streptophyta, Magnoliopsida, Malvales, Malvaceae. Gene Ontology annotation, molecular function: antiporter activity; UDP-galactose transmembrane transporter activity. Gene Ontology annotation, cellular component: Golgi apparatus. The record is from RefSeq and is a predicted model, not a curated record.
UUCUAAUUGGGGGAGACAAUGAACAAGAAACUCAUUUGAAAUCCAAAUAUAACACCAAAAAGAUAUUUCUCUCUCUCUUUAAACCUCUUUUUUUUUAUAAAAGCUUUCUUAUUUACUCCGCAAAUCCCGAGAGGACUUCAUUUAGACUCUCUGCUUUGCUUCCUCUUCUUCCUGUCCCAGGUACAGCUGCUGCUUAUUUUUGACACCUGAGCUUCGGUUUCUUCUUGCAUGAAAAUUGAGAAACAAAGACUCUGUUUGAUUAUUUGGAGACUAUAGUUAAUAAUGUCCUCUGUAAGCAAGGCUGACAGGAAGGCAGCGCUCGAUGUGGCCUCAUGGUUUUUCAAUGUUGUCACAUCUGUGGGUAUAAUCAUGGUCAAUAAAGCCUUGAUGGCUACAUAUGGCUUCGGUUUUGCUACAACAUUAACUGGUUUGCAUUUUGGGACAACAACCUUGUUGACUGUUCUUCUUAGAUGGCUGGGUUACAUUCAGGGCUCUUAUCUACCAUUACCCGAACUUCUCAAGUUUGUCUUGUUUGCAAACUUUUCUAUUGUUGGAAUGAAUGUGAGUCUGAUGUGGAAUUCUGUGGGCUUCUAUCAGAUAGCAAAGCUGAGCAUGAUUCCGGUAUCAUGCUUUCUGGAAGUUGUUUUUGACAAGGUCCGCUACUCAAGGGACACAAAGCUUAGCAUACUAUUAGUUCUCGUUGGAGUUGCUGUCUGUACUGUUACGGAUGUGAGUGUCAAUCUCAAGGGUUUUUUAGCUGCUGUAAUAGCAAUUUGGAGCACAGCCCUCCAGCAGUAUUAUGUGCAUUUUCUUCAACGCAAGCAUUCUUUAGGAUCUUUCGACUUAUUGGGACAUACUGCUCCAGUACAAGCUGCAAGCCUGCUCUUAGUUGGUCCUUUUGUGGACUACUGGUUAACAGAGAAAAAGGUUUAUGCUUAUGACUACUCUGUGAUCUCAAUGUUUUUCUUAAUCAUGUCAUGUACCAUUGCCGUUGGGACCAACCUCAGCCAAUUCAUCUGCAUCGGCAGGUUCACGGCCGUAUCAUUCCAAGUGCUUGGCCAUAUGAAGACUAUUCUUGUUCUCCUCUUAGGGUUUAUUUUCUUCGGGAAAGAAGGUCUCAAUCUACAUGUAAUUCUCGGUAUGGUCAUCGCAGUCUUAGGGAUGGUCUGGUAUGGUAAUGCCUCCUCCAAACCGGGUGGAAAAGAACGUCGGAUUUAUUCAGCUCCAAGCAACAAAUUACAUAAACAGGAGUUAUCAGAUUCCACCGAGACAGAAGAGGUCUGAAAAUUCAUUCAAGGGUUUAACAAAGUAAAAGGGAAACUAAAGACAUUUUUAACUAAGUCAGGCAGAUUCCGGGAAUCUAUUUUCACCUAGAGGAUCAAAGUUCCAAUUUAUUACUAUAUUGGUUGUUUUUUUUUUUCUCAUUUUUCACAAAUCAUGGUUUAUCAUUGUGUUGUCCUUUAAUUUAUUCAAGUGAAAAGAUGGUGUUGAGAGAGGGAGCAAAUUCCCUGUAAAAAGGGUAUUUUUUUUCACUAAUAAUAUUUUCUAUAGUAAUUUAUUUCCUUGCUUUUCAA